This is a messenger RNA of Centruroides sculpturatus (bark scorpion), 3720 nucleotides long. RefSeq names its product probable phospholipid-transporting ATPase IM. The coding region runs from base 392 to 2116 and encodes 574 amino acids. Gene Ontology annotation, biological process: Golgi organization; phospholipid translocation. The transcript is spliced from 9 exons. Gene Ontology annotation, molecular function: ATP binding; ATP hydrolysis activity; magnesium ion binding. Gene Ontology annotation, cellular component: plasma membrane. The record is from RefSeq and is a predicted model, not a curated record. NCBI's taxonomy places the organism in Eukaryota, Metazoa, Arthropoda, Arachnida, Scorpiones, Buthidae.
UUUUAUGUAAACAGGAUUUUUAGAAUGAAGUAUUUUCUUGAAAAGAAAUAAUUUGUAUAAAAAAGACAUUUUAAGAAAAAAGAUAUUUCAUGUAAAAAGUAAUACUGCCACAAGGUGGCCUGCUAGUCAUAUGACUAUAGUAACCAGUGGUACGCUUAACUGGGGGAAACAAGAGGGGGAGGAGAGGUCAUCCCAAUAGUUUGCAAAAAGAGGAAAUUGCAUGAUUUUGAAAGACAAAUAUGUCAAUUUUAAUAUUGUUGUAAAUGUAUAAGAAAAAUUUUAAAGUGUUUAGAUUUUAUAACAACGAAAAACAGAUAAUUAGAAAUUCGCUGGAGAAGGAUUACGAACAUUGUGCCUUGCCAACAAAGAGUUAGAUGAAGAACUUUUUGAGAUGUGGAGGACAAAAUUACAUGAAGCAUCAACAUCUUUAGAAGAUCGAGAAGAUAAAAUCAAUGCAGUAUAUGAAGAAAUAGAAAUGGGACUUAACUUGAUUGGCGCCACAGCCAUAGAAGACAAAUUACAAGAUGGAGUGCCACAAGCCAUUGCUAAUCUGGCUUUGGCAGAUAUUAAAAUCUGGGUACUCACCGGUGAUAAACAGGAAACGGCAAUCAACAUUGGCUAUUCUUGUCAGCUGUUGACUGAUGAAAUGGUUGAUAUAUUUAUUGUUGAUGGUGAAGAAUACGAAGAAGUUCAGAAACAAUUACGCACAUUUCGAGAAAACAUUGCUAAUGUCUUAAGUCACUCUAAGGGUGCACCCGAAUGCAGUGUUGUCACCUUUCAAGACGAUUUUGAUUCACCGAACGAUAAUGGUACUGGUGGAUUUUCCCUCGUUGUGAAUGGUCACAGUUUGACCCAUGCACUUGAUUCUUCCAUGGAGCUUCUAUUUUUAGAAGUUGCUUCGUGUUGCAAAGCAGUAAUUUGCUGUAGAGUCACACCGUUACAAAAAGCAUUAGUAGUGGAACUGGUCAAAAAGCACAAGAAAGCUGUAACUCUGGCAAUCGGUGAUGGUGCAAAUGACGUUAGUAUGAUAAAAGCUGCUCACAUUGGAGUCGGAAUAAGUGGACAGGAAGGUAUGCAAGCUGUGUUAGCUAGCGAUUUUUCCUUAGCUCAGUUUCGUUUUCUGGAACGCUUGCUCUUGGUUCACGGUCGAUGGUCUUAUUUCCGAAUGAGUAAAUUUCUUCGUUACUUCUUUUACAAAAACUUUGCCUUUACUUUAUGUCAUUUCUGGUUUGCAUUCUUUUGUGGAUUUUCUGCACAGACAGUCUACGAUCCUGCAUUCAUUUCAUUCUAUAAUGUGUUUUAUACAUCGUUACCUGUUUUAGCGCUAGGAAUCUUUGAUCAGGACGUGAAUGACAAAAAUUCUCUAAGGUAUCCAAAACUAUAUGCCCCAGGACAUUUAAACUUAUUAUUUAAUAAGAUGGAGUUUCUGAAGAGUGUAGCACAUGGGAUAAUCACAUCAUUUAUCUUAUUUUUUAUUCCUUAUGGAGCAUUUAAGAAUUCUGUUGAUCCACACGGAAUCAAUCUGGAUGAUCAUCAGCUGUUUGGAACUGUUGUAUCUGCUAUCCUCGUAUUUGUAGUUACGGCCCAGAUAGCUCUAGACACUGCCUAUUGGACUGUAUUUAAUCAUAUCGUCAUUUGGGGGAGUGUUGCGUUUUAUUUCGCCAUGACUUUGUUCAUUAACAGUGAUUUCAUUGGAAAUUCGUACAUGGGUGCUUUUCGCCUUACACUUAGCUCGUCGCUGUUCUGGUUUACCACGUUUUUGACACUGGUCAUACUGCUGUUGCCGGUAGUCAUUGUCCGCUUCUACUAUGUCAACGUGCACCCCACGCUGUCGGAUCGCUUGCGACUGAAACAGAGACGCACCCGCUUGCGAUCGAGGCCGUCGGAACCGCAGAUGCGCAUAGCCAGCGUUCGUCGAGCCAGCAGAAGAUCCAUUAGAUCUGGAUAUGCUUUUGCCCACCAAGAAGGUUUCGGCAGGCUCAUCACUAGCGGAAAAAUCAUGAAAAAGAGUAAGUCAGGCGCUUUCUCUAACAGUCUACAUCCACCCAUGGUAAAUCCAACUGUCUGGGGUCCUCGAAGAGCACCCAAAGACAGUACCUCUCCUAUUGAAGUGUGAUAAGUUCUUGCACUCCUCAGUUUGUGACAAACACAGUGUACACUGCCGUGCAAGUGUUUAUCGGGUCCAAUAUUUAGAAAAUUCUAUGCAAAUUGAAUAUUUCAAGAUUCUAAAUUAAUUUCUAUUUUUUGUCUAUGGCAGAAUGUAAUAUUUCAAUGGCUUUAGAUCAUGCUGUCUUACAUAAAAAGUCAUUGGAGUGAAUUUACCCAAAGAUAAGAAGCGAACAAUUCUAGAUAAGUUAUUUAUCUGUAUAUAAAUGUAUACAUAAUUAUUUGUAAAUAGCUCUGCGUCUCACCAAAUCGUCCACGUAACAGUACAAUCAUUGUCAGGUAAGUUGCGAGGUGUUUGUGUAUUUACUUCAUUGUGUUUUAGCAAGAAACCAGAGUAUAAUUAUGUUCUAUACAUGUUUAGAUUUGUACAUAAAACUCCUAAAUUGCAUUUUGUAAUCAAAUGAGAGCAGUAGAUACUGAUUCUCUCGCGAUAGCGAUAUCGUUCAGUCGACAUUCAAACUUUUUAUAAGGCAUAAUAGAUUUAGUAUCGAGGCUUCCAGGAGCAGACAUAAAUAUAAACAUAUCAAAAAUCGAGUUUCUGUCGCGAGGACCAUUCUCGACUAUAAAGUCAUGUACAAGUACUGUACAUAGUUACAAACUGUGUCGUAAAUAUUAUGACGAUGACAUAAUUAGCAUAAUAAUAAUUUUUCAUAAGAAAAGAUGGAUAAUUAUGCUGCUGUAAAUAUAAUUUAUUAUAGUGUGUAGUAAAUUUAUUCCUAGGAUAUCGUGUAGUUUCAUUAUGAAAGUUACCUUGUUACCGAUUUUCUCAAAACUAUCUCGUACAUAAAAGGAAAAACCAAAUGUGCUAUUUGUUUGUAUUGUUUGCAUAAAAAUAAGAGAAAUAUUUGUAUUCUUCUAGUAAUUUUUAAACCUGUUAUUGUUGCGAAAACGUCCUUUCUUGUCUUUGAAACAAAAAAAAUAGUCUUUACAAAAUACAAAAUGAUGCUUGUAAAUUUGAUUUUUGCAUGAACUCGAAAAAAAUGUAAAAACUUUCUUGUAUAUAUAUAUUAUUAAUUAAAAAUGUUUUGACAUGGAAAUUCAUAUUCUCCAUCGUUGUGUCAGAAUGUAUGAUAAAUAUAAAUUGGUUAGUUCUAUUUAUUGUUGAAAAGAAUUAUCUGUUGACAGAUCAUGUCUGGAAUAGCUGCGGUAAUGCGCCAUCUGGGUAACAGCUAAAGUAACUACUACUAUGCAACGGCAGUAUAUAAUUAUGGAUGCUUUAUUAUGUUGUGAUGUGUGACGAAGUUUUUACUACAAAGAAAAAUUUUUAUGCACAUUUAAGAAAUGUAUAUCAAUUACAGCUUUACAUUUGAUCAUUAUUAUUGUUAAUUAUAUGUUAAAAAAACUGGUGCCUAGAUGUCUACAGUUUUCUUAUUUUGUCACUCAUUUUAACGAAUAUGAUUGCUCAUGUUAAUAAGUUAGGGCUCGCUCACUUUAUAUGACUGCUAAUUUAUAAGUAGUAUAAAAGAGCAAUUCUCAACUUUUUUUGGCCUGCGGACUGGUAAAAUUUGUGAAAAAAAUUUCACACACCAGGUGGUUUUUUAACAAAGAACUUUU